This is a messenger RNA of Diospyros lotus (date-plum), 1605 nucleotides long. RefSeq names its product protein APEM9. NCBI's taxonomy places the organism in Eukaryota, Viridiplantae, Streptophyta, Magnoliopsida, Ericales, Ebenaceae. Bases 140 to 1240 code for a protein of 366 amino acids. Gene Ontology annotation, biological process: peroxisomal membrane transport. The record is from RefSeq and is a predicted model, not a curated record. The transcript has 6 exons.
GUCUAUUCCGAAUAGAUCCGACCCAUAUCCCUCCUCCUGGUUUUUCCUGCUCCUCGCCUCUCUCUCUCUCUCUCUCUCUCUCUCCAUAGAUUGAAGCGAUUGUUAUACAUAGAGGGAGGGCGUUAAUACGAAUUGCGGAAUGCCCUUUUCUGAUACUAGCCGCGCAAUCUGGAAUGACAUCGAACGUUCCGAGAGCUACCUUGUUUCCUGCAUGUAUGAGGAAGCGGCAUCAUUGGCCUCUUCUGCUCUGAGGGAUAUAAGGCCACGGCACAAUAGCUUUGUUGAAGCUGGAGAAGAAGCUCAAUUUAAUGACAUUCUGGAAUCAUCCGGUAUGGUGCUAGUUCAGUCCCUGAAGGAACUUGGGAGGACUCAGGCUAUAUUAAAUGAGCUAUCUAUGUUGUUUGGUUCAGUCACUAGCAUCCCUAUUGAAGUUCUUCUAACUGGGUACUGUUAUCUCUAUUACAUGGUAUGCUUUCAGAUAAAGGACGGUCCUUGUUUGGGUACUCGAGAAUUUCUUGAGGAAUUUCUAAGCAAAUGGAGAUUUAUGGAUGGGCGAUUCUAUGUUCUUUCUGGUGCAGAAUCAGAUGUGCAUUAUACGGAAGGUUCUGGUGGUCAUUUUGUGCUUGCAGUUGAUAAAUACUUGGAAGUUGCUGAGAUCUAUGCUGUAUCACUACUUGGGAUGGUUUCUGGAGAACUAAGCCAUGCUAUCUCUUGGGUUGAGAAAGCUGAAUUACCUGAGGAAAAGCAACAGGAUCUUUUGAGGAAAUUACACUCCCUUUAUUCUUCUAAGGCCCUUGAGUCAUCAGAAAUUGUUGUACCUUUGCCAGCAAAUGAAGAUGAGACUCGUUCUUCCUCUCUAAAAGAAAAGAAUGUUUCUGAGGGAUCACCAGAAAUCUCAAAAUCUUCGUACAAGUUCAAGGGCAAGAAUGAAAUGAAACAAACCGUUCUAAAAUUAUCACAACAAAAAUUUCCAUGCCUUUGGUGGUUCCGUACCUUCACUUUGAAGUAUGGCAAUCAUCAACUAGUCAUAUCAAAUGGAAAAAUUGUGCUGAGCUGCUUGAUAAUUCUCUUAUAUUAUGUUUUCCAAAGGAAGCAAGCCAUGUUGAAGAGGAUACUCAGAAGACGAGCUUUGUCCAUGAAGAAGGCUUUGGUGGACUUUUGGCAGCUUGCAUUUUCUUACCAGGUGAACCCUCUUGCUGCUGUUCAACCUGUCCCUUCUGCAAACCGUCUGAGACAAUAACGGUGUCUUGCCGUUGCCUAAUUCUUCUUAAGACUACGUCAAUCAGUGCAUAUAAGAAGAGAGAGCUUAUACCCACAUUAUGCUGUUUGGCAGUUAUGGUGGGCUCUCAAUGUCGAUAAUCUCUGUUUGGAGUUUGCCUUGCUAUUUUGUUCUUGGUUUCAUUGUAUAAUAACACCGACUGGUUUCUUAGUCCUAAAAGAAGUGUAGUGUAGUUAUCAAUCGCAUUCUUGCUUCAUUCUAUAAGAGUUCAUUGAUGACAAUGAUGAGUGUCCAGUGAGCGCGAUCCUUGUUGUAACUUGUUCGUUUCUCAUUUGAAAGUUCCAUUCCUGUUUCUGGCAAAGCAAAUAGCCUUCAGGACUUGCAGA